AUGGCGCAGGCUUCAGUUACCACGGGAUCAACAUCAUCACUGACCACCCCGUCGACGUUGACACCGGUAUUGACAUCGACACCAGUACCAGUAUCACAAUCAGGAUCAAGUUCCAGCUUUUUGACCACCUGCAGUUCUACCAUUGUCAAUGGAACCAGCACCGUUUAUGAUCCAUCCUGCCAGCCUACAAAAUCGCCAACACCGGCUAAAGGCCGGGGCGGAGUGAGCUCUGGUGCAGCGGCCGGCAUAGCUGUCGGCUGUCUCAUCAUCGGUCUUCUCCUCGGCCUUGCCGCCGCCUUCUGCUUCUUCUCAAGGCGAAAGCAAAGACACGGAGGUCAUGGCAAUGUUACCGAAGUUGCCAUGACACCCUCCAAAGAUGUGUCCUACGCACAGGUCGGAUCAGGGUUGAAGAACCAGGACGACAGCGGCAUGCCCGAAUUGAAGCACUUCCUUCUUGAUUCCCUCUCCGAUCAGGAGCUCGCCGCCGAGCUUCGCGACCGACACCAUCUCCUCCAGCAACACGUCGAGAACCACUAUCACUUUCACCCCUUGGAUGCUACACGUAUGAAUCGCCAAAGCCUCCUUGCGGCCCUCUCCCAACUAGGUCUGGGCCAGGCUGGCUCUGAGGGUCCCUCAGCCGAAACGAUUGUCUCACUUGCCUUGGAUCCGAACACAAGGCAGAUAGCUCUCCAGCACGUGCUAUCCAAGGUCAUCUUCACGAGCAUCGAUCCCAGCGCCCGGAGCCCGCUGUCCAUGCUUCCCACGUCCGUUGCGGCCUUUCUGCAGUCCAUUCCCCCGGAUGAACAGCACGAACUCAGAAGACAGGUGGAUUCUCAAGCUUCCACCCUAGCCCUCCACUGGUGGCGUGUGCUCUCCGCUUUCCUGCUGCACCCCCAACGCAGCCAGCGGACGGCCUUGGCCCCAUCAGACGCGGCGCUCGCGCCCCAGGCUGCUGCUCUGGCGCAAGCGCUGAAUCGCUUCCUGCGGUACUUUGUCGAGGACUCGGACACGGCCCGAUUCCAGCAGGAAAGUCACUUGCGGGAAGUCAUUGUCGAGUGUGCCAAGUUUGGGUACGUGCUAUUCUCACAGCCGAGUGACUGGUGUUUCUUGCACGUUGUUGGGCACGAGCAAGUGGCUGGCACAGUUUCUAGCUAUCGGGGGAAGAUAGUGUGCGCCGCUGAUCUGGUCAAGCAUACUGAUAAAGAUGGAAGGCGGUUGGGUGGAAGCCACCAAACAAGUGGGACGUUGGUUGUUCCGUCUGUGGCUGGGUGGCGGACUGAGUGA
This is a messenger RNA of Neurospora tetraspora, 1284 nucleotides long. RefSeq lists its product as uncharacterized. The transcript has 2 exons. Lineage: Eukaryota; Fungi; Ascomycota; Sordariomycetes; Sordariales; Sordariaceae. The coding region runs from base 1 to 1284 and encodes 427 amino acids. The record is from RefSeq and is a predicted model, not a curated record.